Messenger RNA from Triticum dicoccoides, 1957 nucleotides. RefSeq names its product glucan endo-1,3-beta-glucosidase 1-like. Bases 363 to 1757 code for a protein of 464 amino acids. Gene Ontology annotation, molecular function: hydrolase activity, hydrolyzing O-glycosyl compounds. The transcript has 5 exons. Gene Ontology annotation, biological process: carbohydrate metabolic process. The record is from RefSeq and is a predicted model, not a curated record. NCBI's taxonomy places the organism in Eukaryota, Viridiplantae, Streptophyta, Magnoliopsida, Poales, Poaceae.
ACCUUGGCAUCUCUUGGUCGCGGCAUCGCCCAAUCACAGUCAGCCGUGUGUGUGUGCGUCGUCUAGCGUACAUCAGCGCGGGUGUGGUUGCCCAGUGCGCAUAUAAAAAAGGCCAUGCGCUUGUGCUCACAUGGUCAUACAUACAGCCCCGAGCGAAGGCCUCUCCCCGCCGCGGACUGCAGGCUCCAAGAAGCACGAGGAUCGAUCCAGGGGUCUAGUUAAGCGAGCGUUAACAACUUCUCGUUUCCAUACACACAAUAGCUUUUUGUGCGGGAGAAGCAAGCUCUAGCUUCCUGGGGCCGGCCAGUUGAGUUCGUUCCAGCAGGCGUUUGCAUCGUCGUCGCACGCAGGGAGAAGCUCCAAUGUUGCGCGAGAGAUGGCAGGGAUGCGUUUUGGUCCUCGUCCUUCUUCUUCUCUCCAACGCGGCGUCAGGCACUUCUCUGGGGGACGACACGAUCCUCCCCACGGAGACGGAGGAUUCUCCGUCGGACCUGGCGAAGAUCGUGCACUCGUCUAAGCAGACCAAGCGGGCGCGCGUGUGCGGCGGAGCGGACCACCGGCUGCUGCGAUCCCUCGCCGACACCGGAGCGGAGGUCAUGGUCAGCAUCCCCAGCUCGCGGCUGCAGCACAUGGCCGAGUUCCGGGAGGAGGCCCGGCUCUGGGUCGCCGCCAACGUGGCGCCGUUCGUCCCGGCGACCAUGAUCACGCACGUCCUGGCGGGAGACGACGUCCUGUCGUCCGGCUCUGGCUCUCCCGGCGACGCCUACUCGCUGGUCCCCGCCAUGCUGAACCUCCACGCCGCGCUCGUCGCCGCCCGCCUCGACGGCCGUGUCAGGGUGUCCACCGCGCUGUCGUCGGUCCCGCUCGCCCCGUCCUGGUCCGCCGGCGUCGCGGGGCUCGUCCUGCGGUUCCUGAGCGAGACCGGCUCGCCGCUCUUCCUCAAGCAGGCUCACGCGCGGGAGGCCGCCGACGACGACGCCAGAGUCGCCGACGCGUACGCCGCGAUGCGGGCGCUCGGCUUCUCGGGCAUCCCGCUGAUCGCCGCGGAGCCGGAGGGGCUCGACGGCGCGCUGGUGUACCGCAGCUACUCGCAUCAUACUGCCGGUGGGGGCGGCGGGAGGCGGUCGCUGGCGUCGGGGACGUUCUGCGUGGCGCUGCAGAACGCGGACCCGACGGCGCUGCAGGCGGGGCUGAGCUGGGCGUGCGGGCAGGGCCAGGCCGACUGCUCCGCGAUCCAGCCCGGGGGGGCUUGCUACAAGCAGAACAACCUGGCGGCGCUGGCCUCCUACGCCUACAACGACUACUACCAGAAGGGCUCCAGCACCGGCGCCACCUGCUCCUUCAACGGCACCGCCACCACCACCACCACUGAUCCCAGCUCCGGAUCGUGCGUCUUCGCGGGAAGCUCCAUGGCGGGAGGCUCCAACUCGAGCGUGCCGAGCGCCAGCCCUCCGACGAGCCUCGCCCCUCCGUCGGGUGGCCUCACGCCUCCGGUCGGCUCCAGCCCUCCGUCCGACUUCGGGCCCCCUCCGACCGGCUUCGGCCCUCCCGCGGGUGGGUUCGGCGCACCGUCUGGGUUCGGUCCCCCGUCGGCGUUCGGCCCGCCGGGGAGCUUCAACGGGAGCGGGACCUUCGGGCCAAGCGGCACCCUCGAGCCUUACGGCAUCGGGUGCCGCCACGUCGCCUCUUUGGCUGCCUCCACUCUUGUGUCCGCCGUUGUUCUUGCCGUCCUCGUCGCGUCGCCCGAUCUGAUGUAAAUUAUGUGUGUGAAUUUGAAUUAGCUAUAGAGAGAUCACGCGCGUUCUUGCCGUCCUCGUCGCGUCGCCGGUCGGGUGUCACCCUGUCGCCCGACAACUCCAUAGUAACGUGCAGCAGCGUUGUAAAAUACUACUGUACAAUCAGAACAAUAUUGUAAUUCGAUAUACUAGUACAGUGGGCAUACCGAUUACAUUGCUCA